This is a messenger RNA of Bombyx mandarina (wild silkworm), 2238 nucleotides long. RefSeq names its product atlastin. Lineage: Eukaryota; Metazoa; Arthropoda; Insecta; Lepidoptera; Bombycidae. Gene Ontology annotation, molecular function: GTP binding; GTPase activity. The record is from RefSeq and is a predicted model, not a curated record.
AUGAGUGGUCUACGAUCCGUUCAGGUAGUCAAUGUGAAUGACAAUCACAAUUAUGUGCUUGAAGAUAACACACUCCAGAGAAUUUUACUGCGUGAGGAUGUAAAAGAUCUGCCGCUGGUGGUGGUUAGCGUAGCGGGCGCCUACCGCGGAGGAAAGUCCUUCUUGCUAAGCUACUUCCUCCGCUACCUCAACUCACCGACGGAAAAGCGAAACGAAAAUGGCGACUGGUUGGGGAACGAAACAGACCCUUUAAUCGGAUUCAGCUGGAAGGGAGGAUCUGAAAGGCAUACUACGGGUAUACUAAUGUAUCCGGAGCCAUUUAUCACCACUACAGCUGCAGGAGAAAAGGUGGCAGUGCUGUUAAUGGAUACACAAGGCACCUUCGACUCCAGCAGCACAGUGCGAGAUUGCUCCAUAAUAUUUGCGCUCUCUACCUUAAUAUCGUCCGUUCAGAUCUAUAAUCUCAAAGAGAAUCUUCAAGAGGACGAUCUUCAAUACUUACAGUUAUUUACCGAGUACGGGAAACUACUUAAAAACGAAGACGGCUCCAAAGCGUUUCAGAUGCUAAUGUUCCUUAUCAGAGAUUGGCCUUACUAUUAUGAACAUGCUUUCGGUGCCAAAGGAGGUGAAGAGCUAUUAAAAAAGAGACUUGAAAUUACAGAUAAAAUGCCAAAAGAGCUAUGUGACCUCCGGGAACAUAUUCGUUCUUGCUUCGAUAAGGUUUCAUGUUUCCUUAUGCCUCACCCCGGUUUCAAAGUUUCGAAUCCAAGCUACAACGGAAACUUUUCUGAGCUUUCGACAGAAUUCAGAAACGCUCUUAAAGAGCUUGUACCGUCUAUAUUUGCGCCUGAAAAUUUGAAUAUAAAAAAGAUAAAUGGAGUUAAAGUAACAUGCGCUGAUAUGUAUACAUAUUUCCAAACUUAUAUGACUGCUUUCAACAGUGAUUCUAUGAUAACUCCUAGCAGUAUCUUCGAGAAUACCAAGAGGGCGGCAUUGAUGGCAGCUAUUCGGGAAGCUACCAGUAAGUACACGAAGAUCAUGGAUGCUGCGUGCAAUACCGACACGCCAAGUAUGCCAGGUGAAGGAGUUCGUGUUACUCAUAACCAAGCAUUGGCUAAAGCAAUCGAAGCGUUCAACAAAAAAGGGAAAAUGGGCUCACAAAAAGAGAUCGGUGCAUACCUAACUCAAUUAAAGCGUGAUUUAGAAGAUCAAUUACCACGUUAUGGCCUUAUGAACGACGGCAAGUAUCGGAAACUAGCAUUCGAAGCAAAAGAAGUAUUUGAUAAUACAGUCAAAGCAGUGCACGGUGAAAAUUUAUUUUGCUUGCAUCCGAAUGAUGUAGAACCAUUGUUCAAUGAAGCCGUUUUAGCCGCUGCUACUUACUUUGAUUCCAAAAGACAAAAAAUUCCAAAUGUCAUUGAUGAAGAAAAGAUUAAAUUCAUCCAGUAUUUAGGCAAAGAACUGAAGUGUCUCCAAGCAUUGAAUCUACAAAACAACAGACACGUUAUAACUGAACUCAAGAUGAACUUCUCUAGUUUCAUGGAAGGCUUAGUCAACAAGGAACCUCCAUUAGAUGACAACGAAUAUGAAGCCAAGUACCAAGAAAGCUACAGAAAAGCCAUUGAGACAUUCGACCAGCGACGAAAUAGGCCUACAGAAUUUCCAGAAGAUGUAUUCAAACUAUCUCUGAUGCAGCACAUGGCAGCUCAAUUUAUUAACUUGCAAGCAAUCAAUAGAAGUAAAAAUAGGAAACAAUUCAUGAUGGCGUUGUCAUUCUACACGAAUCACAUGAGUCUUUUCUGGGAUCCCGAUACAUGCUGCUUACAUCCAAACGACUUGGCAAACGAACAUAAAUUAGCAUUAGAACAAGCGUUGAAACUAUUUCACCCCGAAUUGCCAGAUGAGAUGGAGAGAGAAAUACUUAAACAGUUCAUCAAGUCGAAGUAUGACGAUCUACGCGAACUGAAUGAUGCUGCGAAUGAAACAGCUAUUGCUACAGCUGUUAACGUGUAUGUAGAAAAAAUGGAGAAAGCCACAGAAUUUAAGGGCUGGUGGAUCCCAACUUUGGGGAUUCCGUAUCUUGUCAACCUGGCUAAUAGAUCUUCCUAUCACGAGGAAGCCAAGGAAGCUGCUCUUCUUAAUUUCUACUCGAAUCGUCGCGAUCGCAUGAACAGCGCUCCCGAUAAAUACUACAAUGAACUUAUUAAGGAGAUCAACUACGCUCGGAUGAAAUAUUAA